CUACCCAACCGGCCCCAUCUCCUUUGAGCCUUUGCUUUAGCAGCACAUCCUUCGUCGAUCCAAAGCUACAAUCGACGGCGAUUCGCAGCGCCGCCGCCCCCUAGGUCACAGGAGAUUUUUCGUGCCCCUCCUCGGAGAUCAAGGUCGUAACUCGCACCGAAUGCUCACCCUCGCCGGCCGUUUCACUCUCCGAAACUGAUUUCGACGAUGAUACGGAUCGAUGCAACCUGUUCAGCAGUGGACCGCGAUAGAACGAAAAUGCCUCGCGCUUCUUCAACGAAGCAAUACGAAGAAGCAUCUCUUCCAGGUUCAUGCGGCGAUCGUCAAGUAUUCCCUUCACAACAACCUGAACAUUCUCGCCAAGUUCAUCUCUUCAUGCGCUUCAAUUGCUCAAAUGGCUUCCUCCACCCCGGCCGCGCACCUGGACACCAUAGCCCAUGCCCGCAAGGUGUUCGAUCGUCGUCCCUGCGAAGGCGACACCUUCGUCUGCAACUCCAUGAUCCAGGCCCAUGUGGGCGCGCGCCAGUUUGUUGACUCCGUCAAUCUCUAUCGACAUCUUAGGCGGACGACGAGUUUCAGUCCUGAUAAUUUCACCUUUACUUCUCUGGCCAAGUCUUGUGGGCUGAGCAGGGCUCUUGGUGAAGGCCUGCUGAUGCAUUCUCAAGUUGUGAAGUUCGGGUUCUGCUUGGACUCGUAUUUGGCCACUGCAGUGGUUGAUAUGUAUGCAAAGCUGGGGGUGUUGUGUUCCGCAAGCAAGCUGUUUGACGAAAUGUCUGAGAGAAGUGUUGCCUCAUGGACGGCUUUGAUAGGCGGUUAUGUAAGGUGUGGGGAUCUGAAUCGUGCGGAACUUCUUUUUGAUCAGAUGCCUGAGAAAGAUUGCGUGGCUUUUAACGCAAUGAUCGACGGUUAUGUCAAAGCGGGGGAUAUGAACUCUGCCCGAUCCUUGUUUGAUAAGAUGCCGCAUAGGAAUGUGGUCUCAUGGACUAGUAUGAUUCAAGGUUACUGCAACGUUGCUGACAUUCCAUCUGCCAGGUUUCUAUUUGAUUCUAUGCCUGAGAAGAACCAAUUCUCCUGGAAUGUCAUGAUUGGUGGGUACUGCCAGAACAAGCAGCCACAUGAAGCUCUGGCACUUUUUCGUGUGAUGCAGUCAAACACAUCGCUUGAACCAGAUGAAGUAACGAUUGUAAGCAUCCUUCCAGCUAUUGCUGAUAUGGGGGCUGUGGAAUUGGGUCGUUGGGUUCACCGCUACGUCGGCAGGAGGAAACUCGAUCGAUCUACCAAAGUCUGCACCGCACUUAUUGAUAUGUAUGCAAAAUGUGGCGAAACCACCAAAGCGAGAAGAGUCUUCGAACAGAUGCCUAACAAGGAAACAACUUCUUGGAAUGCUCUGAUCAAUGGGCUAGCAGUCAAUGGAGGUGCCAGGGAAGCGAUGCAGGUGUUCGCAGACAUGCAGCUUCAAGGAUUCAAACCUAACGAAAUAACCAUGCUAGGCGUUCUGUGUGCUUGUAACCACGGCGGGCUCAUACACGAGGGGAGGAGGUGGUUCGGUGCAAUGGAUGGUUUGGGUCUCACCGCGAGAAUCGAGCAUUAUGGAUGUAUGAUUGAUCUGUUGGGGAGGGGUGGGUGCUUGGAGGAAGCUGAAAGUUUGAUCCACAGCAUGCCUUUUGAGGCUAACGGGAUAAUUCUGAGCUCUUUCCUCUCAGCCUGUGUGAACUCCAAGGACUUCGCCAGGGCUGAAAGCGUCCUGAAUCAGGCUGUUAAUGUUGAGCCAGGGAAUGACGGGAAUUAUGUUAUGCUGGGUAACUUGUAUGCCACGGAUAAGCGGUGGGGAGAAGUUGAGGAGGUGAAGGGAUUGAUGAAGAGAAAUGGAGCUAGAAAGAAGGCUGGCAGCAGUGCUAUAGAGAUUGACGGCGAGGUCUCGGAAUUCAUAGCUGGAAGCAAAGAACAUCCUCUAUGGGAAGAAAUAAGGCUGGCGAUCCGUCAGUUGAGAGAGCAGAUGAGAUGCAAGGAAGAUUCUGCCUACUCCAUUAUCCCCCUGUGUUCCUAGAUUCAUGUGCAGAUGUAGCUGCUCCGGAGCAUUAUCUACCAAUAAACAAACAGCCGCAGGCGACAGAAGUAACUUACCUUUUCUUGAAUGUUUCCAUCUCAAUCUUUGCGGCUUCGAUGGAUUGAGCCCUUUCUUGGUUGUUUGCAGAAAGAAAAGUUGCAGAAUCCAUUUUGGCUUUGCAAGUUCGAAUUGUGGUAUGGUUUGCUCUCAGGCUAUACCAAGGGCAUUCGCCAAGGCUUCUAUGUCAUGCACUUAAGCAACUCUGGAGACAAUUUAAGAGGUGUGAAUCAUAACUCCACACCUCUUACCUAUUUUCAUAUUGAUUCUACAGUUCGAUCAGUAUGUUAACUUUGUAACGUCGUUUUAUGUAUUGCCGUCAGGCUAACUAUGAUCUCGGUGAUGGUGGGAAGUGGGAACAAGUUAUGGAUUUGCGAUCGUCGAUAGUACUGCUCUGCGAUCUCGGAUUCGCGUCGUGGAUGCUGCUGCUUCUUAUGCUGCUGUAGGGGCACUGUUAGUGCAAGUAUGCUUUUCUUCUGGGCACAUUGAUGCAGUGCAAUUGGUGAUUUUGGCAAGCUCGGACCUAAUUGCUACGAUGUUUACGUUAUCUCGGGUCUAACCUAAAGAAGUUUACACAUGAAAGCAGAGGGUAUCGUGGUUUUUGCUUGUCAAUGUUAGAUCCAAUCAAUCCAAUGGGAUUUGAACUGGUGAAUUAAGAAUAUCCACCUCA
This is a messenger RNA of Linum trigynum, 2774 nucleotides long. The record is from the annotation of a GenBank genome assembly. Lineage: Eukaryota; Viridiplantae; Streptophyta; Magnoliopsida; Malpighiales; Linaceae.